Messenger RNA from Carassius carassius (crucian carp), 1016 nucleotides. RefSeq lists its product as uncharacterized. Gene Ontology annotation, cellular component: external side of plasma membrane; membrane raft. The coding region runs from base 168 to 884 and encodes 238 amino acids. The record is from RefSeq and is a predicted model, not a curated record. NCBI's taxonomy places the organism in Eukaryota, Metazoa, Chordata, Actinopteri, Cypriniformes, Cyprinidae. Gene Ontology annotation, biological process: interleukin-15-mediated signaling pathway; positive regulation of ERK1 and ERK2 cascade; T cell activation. Gene Ontology annotation, molecular function: MHC class II protein binding; protein tyrosine kinase binding. The transcript is spliced from 3 exons.
AAGAACAUGUUUCACACAAUGUAAAGCAGCACUUCUUCAUAAUGCACAGACAUAUAGUGCAGAUCUAGAAGAAUAUCAACACUCAGAUCAGAGGAAGUUAAAACCACAGGAGGAGCUGAGAGUAUUUAAAGAAAGAGUUGAGAGCAAAUAAUGAAGAGAAAGAGAAAAUGUCUGAGUGUCAUCUGUGUCUGCUGGGACUGAUCGCUCUCUCUUCACUUCUCACAGGUAUCAGUGGAGAGGAUGAUGUUCAUGUGUUCAUCAGAUCUGGUGAAGAUGUCCGUCUGCCCUGUAAUAAUGCUCUUCAUAAUGCUCUUCAGGACUGCACAUCAACUACAUGGAGCUAUAACAGACAUUCAGCAGUAGUUGAACUGAUUACUUUAGGGAUAAAGAAGAAAGACACAGAGAGACAUGAGAGACUGAGUCUGGAGUCUAACUGCUCUCUGAACAUCAGGAACAUCUCAACAGAAGAUUAUGGAUCUUACACCUGCCAACAAUGGACUGGUGUGGGAGGACCACGACUAAAACCUGAUACUCGUGUUUAUCUGCAUGUUCUUCAUGUCUCAUCCUCACAGACUCAGAUCAGUUCAGAUCUCUCUGUGUCUCUCUCCUGUCAGCUGUAUUCAUAUCCUCGACUCUCUUGUGAUGAAUGGAUCCGUUAUGAGAGGAUUCAUCUGUUCUGGGUGAAUCAGGCUGGUGUUAAACUGAAUAGAUCAGACUCCAGAUAUCAGAAAUCAUCCUCAUCAGAUCCCUGUAUCAUCUCUCUGACUACAACACUCCUGAAUGAAGAUCACAACAGAGAGUGGAGAUGUGAAGUUACUCAGAGAGAUCAAGUCAAGAAGAGUUCAGGUGAGAAAACAUCUCCUCUAUCAGUGUUAGACUCAUAAUGUUAAUAUUAAAGACUGUUUGUGCCAAAAACUGAGGAACAAAAGCUUCUUUCAGUCUGACAGAAGAAACUCAAAGCACUUCUGCAAACUAAUGAACUGUAGUCGAGUUUAACAGCUCAAGAACUGCUGCUG